Messenger RNA from Silurus meridionalis, 3084 nucleotides. It is a transcript of the gene ccdc47, whose product is annotated as coiled-coil domain containing 47. The record is from RefSeq and is a predicted model, not a curated record. Gene Ontology annotation, cellular component: endoplasmic reticulum. The transcript has 13 exons. Lineage: Eukaryota; Metazoa; Chordata; Actinopteri; Siluriformes; Siluridae. Gene Ontology annotation, biological process: endoplasmic reticulum calcium ion homeostasis. The coding region runs from base 165 to 1622 and encodes 485 amino acids. Gene Ontology annotation, molecular function: calcium ion binding.
UGAGCCGAAAGAGAAUCAAUGCGCAUGCGCAAAGUAAAUCUGGCUCUCAUAGUCCCUGGUAGUCUGUUAAGGAAACUCGUCGCUGCGACCCGAGGGCCAAGAUUUCAUUUUUUCCCUAUUAAAGGAUUAAACAUUGCAGUUUUUGUUUCCAGGCUGUGUGAGGGAUGAGGCACUGUCUCUUGCUGCUCCCUGCACUCCUGCUGCUGCUGGCUCUGCCGGACACCAGGGGGCGCUAUAACGACGACUUCGAUGACGGCGAAGACCUGACUGAGUUCGACGACAACGACUUCGCCGAGUUUGAAGACGUCGCAGACGAGGCGGCAGUUGAGGUGGAGAAAGAGCCUCCAACCAGACCGCCGCCUUCAUCCGCUCUCGAGGAGGACGAUGAGGACGAAGCCACGGUGGAGAACGAGGACGGGCAAGAUGAGUUUGAGGACGGAGAUGGACAGGAUCAAGACAUCUACAGCAUGUACGACAACGAGGAGUUUGAGGGCCAUGAUACGACCAACCCGUCCAACAAGGACACGCUCAUCUACCGGGAGGUCCCAGCACAUCUGCAGAACAGCUGGGAGAGCUACUACAUGGAGAUCCUGAUGGUGACGGGCCUCCUGGCGUACAUCAUGAAUUACAUCAUUGGCAAGAACAAGAACAGCAGGCUGGCCCAGGCUUGGUUUAACUCGCACAGGGAGCUGCUGGAGAGCAACUUCGCCCUCGUCGGUGAUGACGGGACGAGUAAGGAGCCGACCAGCACAGGGAAGCUGAACCAGGAGAACGAGCACAUCUACAACCUGUGGUGCUCAGGACGUGUCUGCUGUGAAGGCAUGCUCAUUCAGCUCAAGUUUCUUAAAAGACAGGAUCUGCUCAACGUUCUGGCCAGGAUGAUGAGACCUGUUUGUGACCAAGUGCAAAUCAAAGUAACACUAAAUGACGAGGACAUGGACACAUUCGUGUUUGCAGUCGGACACCGGAAGGCCAUGGGACGCAUGCAGAAGGAGAUGCAGGACCUGAGCGAGUUCUGCGGGGACAAGCCCAAGUCGGGGGCGAAGUACAACCUCCCUGAGUCUCUGACCAUCCUAUCAGAGAUGGGCGAGGUCACGGAUGGAGUGAUGGACAACAAGAUGGUACAUUACAUCACUAACAAUGCCGACAAAAUCGAGUCCAUCCAUUUCUCGGACCAAUUUUCUGGUCCAAAAGUUAUGCAAGAGGAGGGUCAGCCCUUAAAGCUCCCUGAGACCAAGAAAACGCUGCUGUUUACAUUUAAUGUGCCUGGAAUGGGUAACACUUCUCCCAAAGACAUGGAUGGCCUGCUGCCACUUAUGAACAUGGUGAUCUACAGCAUUGACAAAGUCAAGAAGUUGCGCCUCAACAGAGAGGGGAAGAUGAAGGCAGAAAAGAACCGUGCCCGGGUUGAGGAGAACUUCCUGAAGCAGACUCACGCUCAGAGGCAGGAAGCUGCGCAGACACGCCGGGAGGAGAAAAAGAGAGCGGAGAAAGAGCGAAUAAUGAACGAGGAGGACCCUGAGAGACAGCGCCGUCUAGAGGAGGCCGUUCAGCGCCGAGAGCAAAAGAAAAUGGAGAAGAAGCAGAUGAAGAUGAAGCAAAUUAAAGUGAAAGCCAUGUAAAACCAUCAACCCACCCACACACACACACACUGCUUCCAUAGCUGCUGGCAUCUAAGAAUGUAUCUUCUUCUUCCAUCGAUCGCUAAUAUCCAAACCUGUACCUGUUCGACAGAUACUUCACUAUCGGGUCAUGUUUUGUUUCAAAAACGCUCCGCCGCUGUCCAGUCCUGACCGAGAGAGUGGAAUUUUAUCGUAGUCAGAUUAAUUGGGUGUGGGUGUGUGUGCGAAUGUUUCCAACUAUUGUAAUAUCGUUGACAUCACUGUUUCUAACAAAGGGCUGGUGUAGAAAUCGAACAUACAAACCCCUUUCAACAAAGCAAAUCAUUUUAUAAUUUAAAUUUCAAGCAUUUAAUCACAGGGUGAAAUAUUAAUGCAAUUUCUGAUGGUUUGAUAUGAAUUUAAAAAAUAAAAAUCAAUAAUAAUCUUAACACUUAAAGAAAAACGGCUUUGGAAUAAAAAUUUGUAAUACACGAGUUUCACCGCAUGAAUUAAACCUGCUGUUUGCAGGGGGAAUGUAAACACACUCCUGGUUUAGCAGCGUCUGAGCAGUCGCCUUUCAUUUCUACACUUUAUUUAUGAGAGAUUAUUGAAUGUUAGUAUGUAGUAUCGCGUGAAAGCAAAUGCGCUCCCUUGAAAUGCAGUAGACGAAGAGAGAAGUUACGAUUGAAGCUACUGAACUGCCACUGAAGAAAGAAGAACGUCCCUUUUUUCCUCUCUCUCCCUCGUAUGCCAGUUUAACGAGUAGAAAGACGCACGGUUCGAGCAAUUCCGAGUUUUUAAUCGUUCUAAAAAAUAGAUUCCCUUCAAUAAUAUUAGUUUCCCAGUAACUGCUUUUAUAACAAAAAAUGAAUAAUUAUUGAAACAAAUAAAAGUUAAUUCUGUGAUUUGCAUUAUGGCCGUGCACUGGAUCUGAAUUUGCUUACUCAACAUUUCUGUCCCUCAGAUUAGAACCACCCUUAUUUUCUCAGCUCUGCUUUGGUGUUUUUUUUUUUUUUUGUUUUUUAAAUAAAUAUACAAAUGACUAAUCAAAGAAACAGAAAAGGCUGGAGAUUUUCAUUUCCAUUUUUCAUCUCGAGGACUUGUUUAGCGGUUGACACCACUUCUUUAAAGAUAUCGACCAGAUCUCUCCUGUAGCUCAAUACAGAACUUCCGCAUCACCUGUUCGUGCUCUGAUCUGUUCAGCGUGUCAGGAUUCUUCCACGUCAGAGGGUGAUGUCUCGUCUCGUCUCGUCUCGUCUCGAUUUCAGAGCUGUAGUUGCCCUGCUCUCACCAGCCAACCCAGUUUUUACCACGAGCCGAACAGAUUUGUAGACUCCAUGUCCAUGCCAUCGUUGACCCACUGCACUUACUUUAUGUAUUUAAUGUGUUUUUUUUUUUCUUGAUUGGUUCAUGCGCACAAGAAGCGCUUCAGUUUCACGCCGAACAAAAGGAAUAAAACAUGCACUGAACUGUUUAACUCAAA